UCUCUCACACACACACACACAUAUAUAUAUAUAUAUACUUUGUCUACCUCUCAUCUCAAAUCCAGACACAAUAUCAUCAUCGUUAUUCUUCUUACAACUAAUGAAGAUGCAUAAAAAUUGCGACUUGGAACUUCGUCUUUUUCCUACUUCUUCUUAUAAAUCCGAUUCAAAUACUUCUGUGGUAGAAUCAAGAAGCUCACAACUAAAGGAAGAAUCUCAAAGAAUAACAAUUUUUUACAAUGGACAAAUGUGUGUUUCUUCAGAUGUUACCAAGCUUCAGGCUAAAUCGAUUAUAUCGAUCGCGAGCAGAGAAAUGGAAGAGAGGUCAUCCCGAUUUUAUAAUCAGCUUUCAACUAAUCCAAAGGCUUCUAUGAAAAAAUCUCUCCAAAGUUUUCUUCAGAAACGGAAAAUUCGAAUUCAAGCCACUUCACCUUACCAUCAGCAUUCACGACGAUAGAGUUUAUUUUAUUUGUUAGUAGUUUUUUUUAUUAUGUUUUUAGUAAUCCAAACUAGAAUUCAAUUUUAUUAUGUUU
Molecule: messenger RNA, 533 nt
Organism: Eutrema salsugineum
Lineage: Eukaryota; Viridiplantae; Streptophyta; Magnoliopsida; Brassicales; Brassicaceae
Product: protein TIFY 5A
Exons: 3
Coding region: 101-457 (118 amino acids)
Biological process (GO): response to wounding; regulation of defense response; regulation of jasmonic acid mediated signaling pathway
Cellular component (GO): nucleus
Source: RefSeq, a predicted model, not a curated record